Stegastes partitus (bicolor damselfish) is the source of this 4136-nucleotide messenger RNA. Its product is annotated as rab5 GDP/GTP exchange factor-like. The transcript is spliced from 9 exons. Gene Ontology annotation, molecular function: zinc ion binding; DNA binding; guanyl-nucleotide exchange factor activity. Gene Ontology annotation, cellular component: cytosol; endocytic vesicle. Gene Ontology annotation, biological process: vesicle-mediated transport. The coding region runs from base 148 to 1671 and encodes 507 amino acids. The record is from RefSeq and is a predicted model, not a curated record. NCBI's taxonomy places the organism in Eukaryota, Metazoa, Chordata, Actinopteri, Pomacentridae.
AGUGAAGCAGACAAAAUGGCUGUAGGACGAAGCUAGCUGCUUGGCUAAUGUAAACAUCCACCAACAGCAGACUGGAGAGGGAGCGAAGAUAACGUUACCCGAUAAGUUUUUGACCCGAAUGAGAGUCUGUCUUCCUUUUCUAGGUGAAUGAUGAUGAGCCAGCGGCGUGGGAUCCAUCUGGACCAAUCAGAAUUGCUUUGCAAAAAAGGAUGUGGUUUUUAUGGCAACACUGCUUGGCAAGGCCUAUGCUCAAAGUGCUGGCGAGAGGAAAAUCAGCGAGAAAAGCAAAAACAGAUUCAAGAAGACUGGGCGCUUGCUGAGAGGCUGCAGAGAGAGGAAGAGGAAGCAUAUGCAAGCAGACAGCAGAAGACGCAAUCACAGCCUAGCAUCACUCCCUUCAGCAAAUUUGAAGAAAGAAAAACUAAGGAAAAGUCAAGCAAAGUCAACACUGUCACAAAGUUUUUUACUCCAUCCAGUAAAACACCACCAAAAAAAGAUGCUGCUCUUUUCGACUCGCAGUCCAGCCCAAGUCCCAGCUCUUCAGCAAGCCGACAUUCCUCUGCAGACAGUGAUCACGCGACGCGAGAGUUCAUUGAUUUUCUCAAGCCUCUGAAAUCUGGCAGGGAGAUCUUCAAACAGUGCCGGGCCUUCACUGAGAGCAUGGUCUAUAAGCGGGACAUGGGAGCUGAUGAGUUGUCAGAGUGUGUGCAGGACUUCUACCAGAACCUCUCAGAACGCCUUCAGACUCAGUUUAAAGGUUCGACAGAUCAUGUCGAGAGUGUUAUGGAUGAAGUAGAGAAGUACAUGAUGACUCGUCUCUACAAGGAAGUCUUCUGUCCUGAAACCACAGAUGAUGAGAAGAAAGACCUGGCCAUUCAGAAGAGAAUCAGAGCCUUGCACUGGGUCACCAUUGAGAUGCUGUGUGUUCCUGUAGAUGAGGAGAUUCCAGAGGUUUCUGACAGUGUAGUCAAAGCCAUCACAGAUGUGAUCGAAAUGGAUUCCAAGCGCGUGCCCAAGGACAAACUGGCCUGCAUUACUCGCUGCAGCAAGCACAUCUUCAACGCCAUCAAAAUCAGCAAGAAAGAGGCUGCGUCUGCAGACGACUUUCUCCCCACGCUCAUCUACAUAGUGCUGAAAGCAAACCCUCCGCGACUGCAGUCCAACAUCCAGUACAUCACCCGAUUCUGCAACCCCAGCAGACUCAUGACUGGAGAGGAUGGCUACUACUUCACUAAUCUGUGCUGUGCAGUGGCUUUCAUUGAGAAGCUGGACGGCCAGUCUCUGAACCUAAGCUCUGAGGAGUUUGAGCUCUACAUGUCGGGCCAGGCAUCCCCCCACUGGCCACAGGCCUCUGGAGCCUCAUCCUGCUCCCCUGGUAGCGCCGCUCUCAGUCAGGUCCACAAACGGCUGGACCUGCUAACUGGGCUUGGGGAAAGGCAGGAGCGGGUCAUGGAGAAGGCUCGGCAGCUGGAGAGUGACCUCAUUGACUGGACGGAUGAAGUGGAGCAGAAGGUGCAGAGCGUCCUGGAGAGCUUUCCACCGGAGACACCAGCCCCUGCUGCCAACACGGCUAGCGGGACGACGUCCGCAGCAUCAUCAGCAAUCGACUCGGAUAAUGUCGAGAACGAGCUCCUGCCUCCACCGCUGACACCUCAAGUGUUUGCUGGUUGAUAUGAAGAGUUCUACUCCACAGAAAUCCUCUAGAGGCUUUACUCCACCCUCUCCCUUUUCCCUGCUGCUCGUAUGCACAUACAGCAGCUCUCUUAUACAGAAACUGUCUCUGUUCCAUCCAUCCAGGAACCGUUUGGCAUUUUGAGAGGUGCAUUUAUUCACUUUCUUGCAGAGAGUUAGAUGAGAAGAUUGAUACCACUUUAGUGUCUGUACGUGAAGCUGCAGUCAGCUGCUCUUUAGCGUAGCUUCGCAUAAAGACUGAAAACAGGAACAAACGGCUAGCUUGCAGAUGUUACAAAAUUGAUCUACUAUCCUUUGAAAAACUCACAAGUUACCACAUCAUAUCUUGUUCUAAUUCGUGAAAAAAAAAAGACAAGUGACUUCUGUUUUCAUAUGGCUCAUUGAGCUAAUAGGCGCUAGGAUAGCUGUUUCCAGUCUUCUUGCUAAGCUGAGCUGAGAGUGUCCCGUCUGCAGUUUCAUACUGUAUUAAACUGAGAAAUGUGUUGGUGGUAUUGACCUUCUCAUCCACACAAAAGCAAAUAAGCGUAUUUCCCCAAAUGUCAGACGAUUUCGGUAACAUGAGGCAACAUGAGGUGGAGUCCUGGAGGGAAAGUACACUCCAAGUAUUUUGUCCAGAGAGGAAAGUCAAUGAUCUGAUGCAGCAACUUCUGUUACAGUUUAUGAUAAGCAGAAAAGAAGAAUAUACAAGUAUAAUGAAGGUGCUCUUAGGUAGGGGAGACAAAAGUUUUAAAAAAAAAGAUAAAGAUUGCAAGUCACUCCCCUGGCAAAUAUGUUAAAAAGCCGAUACUGAGAUGGCUGAAAUUCUAAAAAAAAACAACAAAAAAACAUAGACAAUACGAGUACGUGUUAAAAUAGAACUUCGAUAAUCCAGCAUGCUCUGACUGUUGCUUUCUACGAGUGAGGCGGGCCGGUAAACCGCCUGGAGGCAUCCUGCUGAGAUGCCCAGAUGACCUGAACUGGCUCCUUUUCAAGCAAAAGAAGCAGAAUAACUCCACUCUAAGCUCUUCCCAGACACAUCAGUUUGUCAUCCUCAGUACAUUAUUUUUUUUUUAAUCACUGUUACAUUUCUGCAUACAGGAUAAAUGACUUGAGUUUUUUAAAAAACAUGUUUCAGUUGUUAAACACGACUUUUCAGACAAGGUUUUUGUCCUCAUGUUUUGUUGUAUGUCUUCAGGUGUAAAUGAAUUAGUUCAGGUUCAAAGUGACACGUAGAACCCAAGUAACACCUAGCAAAAUAACAGGAGUUUUCAGUAAAUUAUGCUUUGAGAUAGAGGACAUGAGGAAAUGAGAAUGACUCCACUUCCUCUCCCUUAAACUCCCUUCCAGCUCAUUCUUGUGAUUUGUGCUGUAUUUAGUGUGUUAUUUCCUGCCCUACGGAGAAAAUACCAAGAGAGAAAGAGUGAGUGUGUGUGUGUGUGUGAGGCGGUUGUGCAUGUGGCCAAGUGUGUGUGCGUGCGUGCGUGUUGCAUGGAGAUGCUCCGUUGUUGUCGAUAAAUCAAAAAGUCCUCCAGUUGUGCGUGCGGAUGUUGUAGUCUUGUUUCCAUGGCAGACCUCUCAUUCCAGUCAUAAGCUGGAUGUACAGAAGUGAUUUUAUUUUUCUAUAGAGUGACAGGUAUCAAUUCUUCUGGAUGCAGUAGGAGACAUUAAUCCUGUAAUAUUUACAGUAGUUACCAUUGCUUGGAGACAUGUUGUAUGAAUUCUAAUGAUUGAUUAGUCUCAAGAAGGUGUCGUGAGCAUGUCUACUAAAAGAACAGUUUUAGGUGAAUUAUUUUUAUCGUCAUUGUUUUGCUCUGACAGAGCUGUUGGAUUACAAGAAAACAAAGAUGAUGCUGUUUCCUUGUAAACACAAAACAUACAAAUCCCUCCCGAGCCUACAUUUGCUUUACUAGUGCAGAAGAAUCAACACAACUCAGUUUAACUUAUUUUUAAAAGCACUUUUGUUUGAUUUUAAAGGUCUUAUUUCAGAUCGAAGGAAUGACAGUGAAAACAGUGUUGCCGCACAGAUUUAUUUCAGCUGGCUUUUGGUAGUCUUAAAGUGAAGGAAUUGUUUGGAAAAGUUGUAUGUUUGAUAAAAAUGCGAAAGGCACAUUUUUAUUUUUUCCAGUUCCUCAUGAGCUAAGUUUUUCUUAUGUCGCUAGACUUGAAUCUUUUCGUUCGCAUUUGCAACAGUAUAGUCAGUGUGCAGUUGCUGUCAAAUAUUAGUUUGAGAAAAGCCUUUUAAUGCAAAUUUAAACUAUAGCUUGAAUAACUUCAUAUUGCACUGUAUGCAGAAGCCAUUUAUCAGGUGUUUAAAGACAUCAUCUUUGUUACCUUUUAGGUUUGUUCUUGUAUCACAUGGGAGAAAUUAACUCAAUACUGUCUUUUAUUUAAAAGUAACUUAUUGGGACAGUAUUGGUAUAUUUGCAUCUAUGGGUGUGUGAUGAUUAAUAAAACUGGAAAAUGCA